This is a messenger RNA of Myotis lucifugus (little brown bat), 1832 nucleotides long. RefSeq names its product ST6 N-acetylgalactosaminide alpha-2,6-sialyltransferase 4 (gene ST6GALNAC4). Gene Ontology annotation, molecular function: alpha-N-acetylgalactosaminide alpha-2,6-sialyltransferase activity. Bases 198 to 1103 code for a protein of 301 amino acids. Gene Ontology annotation, biological process: ganglioside biosynthetic process; oligosaccharide metabolic process. The record is from RefSeq and is a predicted model, not a curated record. NCBI's taxonomy places the organism in Eukaryota, Metazoa, Chordata, Mammalia, Chiroptera, Vespertilionidae. The transcript is spliced from 6 exons.
CAAAGCUGCGGCAGGGGCGCCCCCUGUGCCCCGAGGCCCGGGGUUCCAGCCCGGCUCACCCGGCCCGCGGCCAUGGAGCUCCGAGCAGCGGAUCAAGAGCAGCCGGCGGGUCCCAACCUGCCCGCGCGGUGCCUGGCUCCCACCCCUUCCCAGGCCUGGAGACAGCAGCCCCCCUGCUGCUGAGCGGCAGCCACAGCAUGAAGGCUCGGGGUCGGCUCCUGCUCGUCAUCCUGUGCUCUGCGGGCUUCUCUGCUGCCUAUAUCCUGCUGUGCUUCUGGGCCUGCCUGCCCUUCUGCCUGGCCUCCUGCCUGGGCCCCCACCUCUCCAACUCCAGGCCCACAGCGCCAGGGCCCCUGCACUUCAGUGGAUAUAGCCGAGUGCCAGAUGGGAAGCCACUGGUCCGAGGGCCGUGCCACAGCUGUGCCGUGGUGUCCAGCUCCGGCCAGAUGCUGGGCUCAGGCCUGGGCACCCAGAUCGACGGUGCUGAGUGCGUGCUACGCAUGAACCAGGCGCCCACCGUGGGCUUCGAGGCGGACGUGGGCCAGCGCAGCACCCUGCGCGUGAUCUCGCACACGACCGUGCCGCUGCUGCUGCGGAACUACUCGCACUACUUCCAGCAGGCCCGCGACACGCUCUACGUGGUGUGGGGCCAGGGGCGGAACAUGGACCGCACGCUGGGCGGCCGCACCUACCGCACGCUGCUGCAGCUCACCAAGAUGUACCCGGGCCUGCAGGUGUACACCUUCACCGAGCGCAUGAUGGCCUACUGCGACCAGGUCUUCCAGAACGAGACGGGCAAGAACCGGAGGCAGUCGGGCUCCUUCCUCAGCACCGGCUGGUUCACCAUGAUCCUUGCCCUGGAGCUAUGCGAGGAGAUCGCAGUCUAUGGGAUGGUCAGCGACAGCUACUGCAGGGAAAAGAGCCACCCCUCAGUGCCUUACCACUACUUCGAGAAGGGCCGGCUAGACGAGUGUCAGAUGUACCUGGCACACGAGCAGGCGCCCCGCAGCGCCCACCGCUUCAUCACCGAGAAGGCCGUGUUCUCCCGCUGGGCCAAGAAGAGGCCCAUCGUGUUCGCCCACCCGUCCUGGCGGACCCAGUAGCGCCGCUGCCCAGCCGGCCGCACCGCCUGUGCCAGGCCUCCGUUCCAUUCACUCAACCAAAACCUUUAAUUUAUGGAUCCUGCCUCUGCCACAUGCCGGGUGGACCUACGGCUCCUUCCUGCCCUGCCGUGGGGACACCUGGAGCCCCAUCGGGCCUCCAGACUUGAAGGGGAGAAGAGGGGGCCAUGGUGACCUGUGUACACUCCUCCCACCCCCACUCCCUGAAUAAGCUGAACCUUUUUUUAUUUUUAAUAUUUUUUAUUGAUUUCAGAGAGGAAGGGAGAGGGAGAGAGAGAGAGAGAAACAUCAAUGAUGAGAGAGGAUCAUUGAUCAGCUGCCUCCUGCACGCCCCACACUGGGGAUCGAGCCCGCAACCUGGGCAUAACCAUGACCUCCUGGUUCAUAGGUCAACACUCAACCCCUGAGCCACGCCGGCCGGGAAAUAAUCUGAAUCUUAACUUUGGGGUUCAUCCCACCUCAGUGUCUGUCCAGUGGCCUUUGCUCCCAGGGCUGAUGGUCCCCCACUCACCAGCUUCGUGACCUUCAACCUUGUACCAGCCCGGGCCCUUCCUCUCUACACUCCCCCUCCACCACCUUUGGUGCCACACUUCCCAAGCUGGUUGCCCCGGUCAGGGCAGCCCAGAGCUUGGUGUUUGUUGGGUGAAGGGGCCUUUGAACUGUGACCUGCCAGGGCCACCUCGAGUGUACGGGUAAACGUGUUUUCUGGAA